AUGGAUAAUAUAGAAGGAAUGUUAAGAUUAUUGAUGAACAAUCCACAUAAUUUAACAAUUUUUAAAUAUCCAAAUGAUAAUACGCGAGGAAUCAAUGUCGAGUCAAUUACACCAAUAACACAAAAACUUCAGAAAACGGCAGCUUCUAUCAUUCGUGGUUUUAGUGCUGAUUCGAUAUUACAAACAAAUCAGCAAUUUAUGCGGCAUUCAGUGCAGGGCUUAAAAAUUCCACGAAAUAUCGAACCACAGACAACUUCAUCAUCCACCGUUGCACCUCACGUAUUUAUCAUUGGCCCAGUAAGAGUUCAAACAAUACAAAAAAUUGAUGGACGAUCAAUGAAUAAAUUAUUCAUUGAUGAAAUACUGGAGUUGUACGGUACAGGGGUAAAAUAUCCGAGCAAGGAAUUGAUUAGUAUAAGGCCUAAAAUCCUGAAGUCUCUUCCUACAGCUACGAAAAAUGUUCCAAUAACAGUACAAUCGGUUCGGGUUGGCCAAGAUUAUGUACGAAUUGAUCGAAAAAUCGAAAUAGAUCGAUCGAAAAUCAAAUUGCAACCUUCUCUGAAUGCUAAAGAAGUGGUAAAAUUUGGUGGUGGUGGAUUAGUCCAAGAAAAUCAAGAGGUAAAACCAAGUCGAAAGUCAAAAUCGGAAGCUACCAUUCUUAGAACACCUGUAUUCAGUUUGAUCGGGCCAUUAGUAAUUACAGCAUUCCAAAACACACUGCAUGAUAUUAGUGGCAGUUAUAAAAUUUAUGAAGAAAUUGAACUCCGUGCCGAUGGAAGUACUUCAAAACCUGAAAUUACGAUUAUACCGUUUCUUCGAAAGGUAUCAGUGUUACCGAAGAGUGAAAAAGAACAAAUACCAAUCAAAUAUCAGGAAGACAUCCUUGUUGGCUAUAAUGUGAUGCUUAUCAAACGUUUAGUUGAAAUCAAACCUUCCUUCAGAAGACAGCUACAAGACUUUUCAUUAAACGAGGAAAGAAAUUAUGUCACUGAUAAAACCAUUCGUACUGCAAGCAGUGUUACUAAAUCCGCAGCUCCAAGUAUCGCCCACAAGCGAAAAAUGUUGGUCCUACAAGAUCCACCGAUAAGGACAGACUUUACAGUAUUGAGUAGCAAUUCAGCCGAAUCGACAUUCCUUCAUACAGCAGAACCAACAUUUCUUCCACCAGCGAAAUCGGUUUAUAAAAGAGAUGAAAAUAGCAAAACAGAAAGAAGCUUAAGAACAGCUCUAAGCUCUUCUGAGAUAAUUAAUACUGGUCGUGGCAUAGUAAAAACAUUUGACAAUUUCCAGGUUAUUCGACGUUCGUCAUCGGCUAAUGAGUAUGAUUUAAGCUCUAAAUGGUCUCGAAUAUCCGAAUAUCCGGUAACGUUACCCACGGCAACAUUAAUUUCAUCAGACGAAUAA
Molecule: messenger RNA, 1404 nt
Organism: Cercopithifilaria johnstoni
Lineage: Eukaryota; Metazoa; Nematoda; Chromadorea; Rhabditida; Onchocercidae
Source: the annotation of a GenBank genome assembly